AUGAUGGUUGCUCAAAUCAUGGUGGUCACUGACACUUGGGGCAAGAUGGUCCACCUGAUUCCCCUCCCAGCCGAUGCCGACUCGGAGCUCGUUGCCGAGAAGUACUACGCCACCGUCUUCCGACUGCAUGGGAUGCCUUCCGCCAUCGUUUCCGACCGUGAUCCCAAGUUCACCUCGCAGUUUUGGCGGGCAUUGCAGGCAAAGAUUGGCACCGUCUUGCGAAUGUCAACCGCGGCACACCCCGAGACGGACGGAUCGAGCAAGAAUCGGAUCAAGAUGGUCACCCAAACCCUGCGGAUCAUGGUCUCGUCAAACCACGAGGCUUGGGCAUCUCGUCUUGUUGAAGCUGAGUUCGCUCUUAACUCUUCUGUUGCUGUGUCCACGUCGCUGUCGGCUUUUGAGGCAACCUACGGCUACCUUCCUCGACGUUGGCCCUCGGAUUCCUGGUCUGUCUCGGACGUCCCUCGUGCGGAAGCGUUUGCUCGGAUCCGACAAUUACGGAACCUUGACGUGACGGAUGCGAUCAUUGGAGCACGCCUCAACCAGUCCCAUCAGGCCAACAAGCAUCGACGCCCAGACGACCCCGCCUUUCGGACCGGCAGUUACGUCUAUCUUUCGACAAAGAACCUGGCAGUUCCUGACGGCAUGAAGUCGAAGUUGUUGCCGCGCUACAUCGGCCCCUUCCGUAUCCGAGCGGCCAUCCCUGCGACGUCCAGCUACGACCUCGAGCUCCCUCCAGCGAUGUCGCGAGUGCACAAUCGUUUCCAUGCUCGACUGCUUCGGCCUUGCGUUGAGAAUGAUGCUGAAAGGUUUCCUGGGCGUGACCCCGCAGUUCUUUUUGUCGAAGACGUAGCCGACGCAGCCGACAAUUCUGCGAUUCCGGAACGGAUUGUUCGCGAUCGGCGGUGUGAAGAGUCCACUCUCAGCUCGACAGGGGCGCCUCGGUCGUUGCGCGCACUUGCUAGCCCGCCCCCGGCGGUGGGGACUUAGGCGCGCCGGCGAUUUCACCCGCGGCUGACUUAGGGAUGUACAUUGUCACGCGCCUGGGACUAUCCCAGCGUGGCCCCCCCUUUCUGUUUCUUAGCUUCCUUCUCAUCACUUCUGUUCGACUCUCAACCUCUCCUGACAGUAGUGGUGAACGUCUCAUAGGUUAUAAGCCCACGAGCCACCAGCUGGCAUGACCACGACACCACCCCUCGCGACGGGUGCCAACCCUCCGAUUCCCGCCGAACAGCUCGCCGCACUUACAUCGCUGCUGUCGGGUCUCACCGCUGCCGCUUCCGGCACUGCCACACCCGCCACGACGUCCGGCACCACUCGCACUGCCUUUCCAAAGCACGCACGCUUGGAUGGUGCGAAGACCUUCGCGAACUGGACACGCCAACUUCGCCUGUGCCUAGCGGACGACAUCCGCUCGUACGUCCUCGACGGUAUCGCACCCGACGACUGGACACCUUCGCAACGCUCCGCUCGCGACGCCGUCGCUCGUGAGGUCCUUGCGAAUUCGAUUGACUCGGCCGAAGUCUCGGCAGUCCUCGACAAAAUCCCUACCGCCGACCUGACAGCGCCGACAAUCUACUCGACGCUGAAAUCGCGGUACGCCCCUGACGACGCCACCCGCACGCUCGAGCUCUUCUCACGACUCUGGGGUUUCCGUCCCAUGCCCGGCACGGUUGCCGAAUUCGACGGGUGGAUCAUGGACUUCAAAGCCGUUGCGCAAGAGAUCAUCGACACAAAGACAACUAUCAAUGAUGUUCUCGCCACACUCCUCCUUGCAAUCGCCCACCCGUCCCUCGAGAGCUUCAAGGCGUCGUUCACCGAUGAACAGCGCACGCAACGAACUCUCCCCGACAUUGAUUCGCUUGCCGACCGUAUGCGAGUCCAACUUCGGUCAACGAACAUCCCCAGCACUCAAUCGGCCCUUCUUGCCUCGUCGUCGUCACGUUCUACUCGUCUCAAGUGUCUCGCCUGUCGCAGCCCUUCGCACCGAGUCGCGGAGUGCCCUACGAGGGCGCAACACCCGCCGCCAGGACCCUGUCGCUCCUGCAAGAAGAAGGAUCACUGGUCUCUCGACUGCAAGAAGGCGCUCGAGGACGGCAAAAAGCCCGACACCGCUGACUCGACCGUCGACUCGCAACACCAUGUCGGAUGUCUCGCCACCGGUCUUCUCGCUCGUCGUCGCCAGCUUCGCAACCACUCUUUUGUCGUCGACUCGGGCGCCACUUCGCACAUGGUCUCGGACAAGUCGCUGUUCACGACCUAUCGCCAUAUCGCUCCUACGAAGAUUGGUGGUAUUGCAGGGGGCAUCAACGCCAUCGGAACGGGAAACAUCGCCUUCAUUGCCGCCUCGGGUCAUCCGAUCACGCUUACCGGCGUGCUGCACACUCCGGGCCUGUUUGUCAAUCUUCUCUCGGCCCAAAGGUCUUCUCAACGCACUGCUACGCCCUCGGCCUUCGCACUCGACACCCGCGGCUUGGGUCUGCCUCGCAUUCGCGUGGGGGGGGGUGUGAAGAGUCCACUCUCAGCUCGACAGGGGCGCCUCGGUCGUUGCGCGCACUUGCUAGCCCGCCCCCGGCGGUGGGGACUUAGACGCGCGCGACUGCCUCAGCGCGCCAGCGCCGGCGGAUUCAUGCGCGCGCCCGCUAGCCCGCCCCCUUGCGGUGGGGACUUAGGCGCGCCGGCGAUUUCACCCGCGGCUGACUUAGGGAUGUACAUUGUCACGCGCCUGGGACUAUCCCAGCGUGGCCCCCCCCUUUCUGUUUCUUAGCUUCCUUCUCAUCACUUCUGUUCGACUCUCAACCUCUCCUGACAGUAGUGGUGAACGUCUCAUAGGUACGCUGAAAUAGAUCACUUCUGUUCGACUCUCAACCUCUCCUGACAGUAGUGGUGAACGUCUCAUAGGCGGAACGCUCGGGGCGCUCGUUCGUUCUUGGUUCGAUGGGUAGGCCGUAACGACACCGACGAUACUUGGAUGUCAGAGCAGUCCAUUCGCCUUGACCAUCCGUCCGUCCUCGACGCCUACCUCGCGCGCCUCGAUCGCUCGAACCGCCGCCUCGCCGCACGGUAG
Molecule: messenger RNA, 3067 nt
Organism: Microbotryum saponariae
Lineage: Eukaryota; Fungi; Basidiomycota; Microbotryomycetes; Microbotryales; Microbotryaceae
Source: the annotation of a GenBank genome assembly